AUGACCACCGAUGGAGAUACAAAUGACGUUUUGAAUUACUUGUGGGGGGAAGUUGACCCUCUUAACAAGGGAUUCAUAUAUGGUAGGGAUUUCCCAGAGUUUAUAAGAGAAUUGCAUAGAUUGCUGCCGCCGCAGCACCUAUCAACCACCUACGAUACUGCGUUGAUUGGUAAUUUUGGGAAGGAACAUAACACGGAGAAGAUUUACAAAGUUAUACUAGACGACUAUUUGGAGGGGCUCAUUGGUACCUCUUUCAGUGAGUUUGUCAAAAAGAAUCAAAUUUCGCUUCCUAACCGGAAGGAAAAUUUACCGGAAAAUGGGAGCAAUAUACCAGAGGGAGCUGAAUUAAAACCACCGCUGCUUGUUCCAGAACACCUCGGCCAUCAGAAGGAGCCGGAAAAGAACUCUAUUCCUCAAACUGAAUUGUAUAAACUCAAAUAUGAGCAACUGAAGAGCGAAUACGAAUUUUACAAGAAACGCACAGCAGAGGAUACUUGGAAGAGGCAGGGUGCAUCCCUGAACGAUGAAUACAUCUUACACGAGUUCAGAAAACAAGUAAACGAACAGUCUGAUAUUAUUCUAAAGUUAAAAUCUCAGCUAGAUAGGAGAGAACCUGUAAAGCUGCAAGAUCCACAAGAAAGUGAUAACCGAAAUGAACCAAGCGGCGAAAGGUACCAACGGGGCGUCCAAAAACUUCGAACAUACAUCAAAUACAUUGCGUUGCCUCUGCUACUCUGGGCAAUAAUACACUUCGCGAUCUUACCUUCCGACCAAGACGAUAUAGAUAUGGCACCAUACCAGCUCGAAAAUUGGUGGGAAAAAAUACCUCUACUGAAUGGAUUAGUAAGUUACUUCUCAGAUAUACUGAACGACUACGCAGAACCGUCUGUAUCACCUUCACACAUGUCGGCUGAGAACAUUGAGGCUUAUAACGAGAUAUUCGGGAUACGGUAA
This is a messenger RNA of Huiozyma naganishii CBS 8797, 954 nucleotides long. RefSeq names its product Mps2p (gene MPS2). Gene Ontology annotation, biological process: spindle pole body duplication; protein localization to spindle pole body. Lineage: Eukaryota; Fungi; Ascomycota; Saccharomycetes; Saccharomycetales; Saccharomycetaceae. The coding region runs from base 1 to 954 and encodes 317 amino acids. The transcript has a single exon. The record is from RefSeq and is a predicted model, not a curated record.